Messenger RNA from Etheostoma spectabile (orangethroat darter), 714 nucleotides. RefSeq names its product C-type lectin domain family 10 member A-like. The transcript has 4 exons. The record is from RefSeq and is a predicted model, not a curated record. The coding region runs from base 2 to 601 and encodes 199 amino acids. NCBI's taxonomy places the organism in Eukaryota, Metazoa, Chordata, Actinopteri, Perciformes, Percidae.
CAUGAACCUGACUACAGACGUCCAGAACCUGGUAACACAAAACCAGCAGCUGGAGACCCAAAACCAGCAGCUGGAGACCCAGAGGAACAACUUAACAAAACAAAUACAAGACCUGGAGACAAACUGGAAUAAACUCAACGUCAGUCGAGCUCAGUGGAGCAUUGAUGCCUACUGCCCCAGAACAAAUAACGGGAGACAGUGUGCAGCUUGUCAGAAUGGCUGGUUUCUCUACAUGUCUAACUGCUAUGUGUAUAAUAACGCUGCUCCUGAUCAUCAGAAAACCUGGGAAGAAGCUCGACAAGACUGCAGAGGAAGGGGUUCAGAUUUGGUUGUUGUACAAAGUCAAGAGGAAAAGGAUAUACUCAAAGCAGUCAGCGUGGGUAGUUCAGGAACUGCUGGAUACUGGUUUGGUCUGAGAGCUGAAGGAGGGAGAUGGAAGUGGAUUGAUGGAAGUAAUCUGACUGAAAGCUACUGGACACCACAGCCUCCUCCUGCUACUGACAGUCAGUGUGUAAUGUCUGUCCAGAACUAUAACUGGAUACCAGUGAGCUGUGAUCAGAAACAAAGAUGGAUCUGCGUAAUGAAGGCUUUAUCUGUUUAAACACAGCAGUCAGACUCUGCAUGAUAAUAUCAACUGGCUUAUAAAUAUCAAACUAUGAAGACUUCUACUUCACAAUUUAAAUGUUUUGUCUUCAAAACUAAAAAUGUUCAGGG